Astrephomene gubernaculifera is the source of this 4353-nucleotide messenger RNA. The record is from the annotation of a GenBank genome assembly. NCBI's taxonomy places the organism in Eukaryota, Viridiplantae, Chlorophyta, Chlorophyceae, Chlamydomonadales, Astrephomenaceae.
CUCUUACUUUGAACAUUCUAUGGAUGUCGUUGUCCCACCUUACGUAAAUGGCUUAAUUCACUACGUUUGCAGACGUUCUUCUUAGAUUUCGCUUGAGCGCUGCUCUUCCUCGUUUCUUGGCCAGCGGCUUAGAGGCAGGGCGAAACGGCUUUCUUAGAUUACGUCAUGUUCUUCAGCAAUCUAUUUAGCAGCCGGCAGCCGAAAGAGACUCCAAGCACUACCCCUAGUAAUAGCACCGCGAACCUGGGGAGCACAACCUCCGCACCGCAACCACCGCAGCCGGAUCCUCCUCCUAUUCAGAAGCCUGAGCGAACGGAUGCCGCGGUUGACGCGAGCUCAGGAGCUGACGCGUUGGAGGAUGCCACCCUUGCCUCAAGCGGCGGCAACAGCGCUUGCGUAGUUGUGCCUGGCAACCCUACAACAAGCAGCUUGCUUCCAAGCACGCUUACGCUACCAACAACGCUAUCCAUUCCCUUGGAUGGCUACUGCGUUUCGGUUGAGCUUGCGCCAACCGGCCCGGUGCAAGGCGGAGGAAGCGGCAAUGGCGCGGUGAACGGCCUUCAGGUGCAGAUCGCACAGCAGAUGCUGGCCUUCGCCACCCAGCAAGCGGCGUUGCUGCAACAGGCCCUCCCCUUCAUGCUCAACCUCCCCCCCGCCCGGGUCACCGACAAGCUGCGCUGCCUGCUCACCGAGGUGGCCGCCAAGCCCGCCCUGGAGCGGCUCAUGAAGGCCACGGGCGCCUCCGAGCCGGUGGCGCAGCGCGUGUGUGUGGAGUUUAUUAACCGGCACGGCAAGGGGCGGGUGGACCCGGGGCGCCUGCUGCAGUUCUACAACCAGCACAAGGAUACGCUGGACUUCACCAGGCCCCUCACCGUGCAGGACCUGUUGAAGCACAUGGACGUGGCGGCCUGCAUCCGCCGCAUCCAGGAACUCCUGCCGGGGGUGCCGCACCAGACCGCGGAGCUGGCGGCCACCCUGUGCAUGGCGGAUGCUGAGGCGGCGGUGCAGCUGCUGACAGCGUCCUCGUCAGCGUCCGCUUCGGGGGGAGGAGGAGGAGGUGGGGCGCCUGGAGCGGGGGCGGCAGCAGCAGCAGCGCUGGCGGGUCCUGUGUUUCUGACGGCCACGGAGGUGUAUCCGACAACAGGCGGAGCAGCAGGGGAGGUGCAGCAGCAGCAGCAGUAUCGUCAGGUGGCGGCGAGUGGGGCUGGGCAGCUGCAGUGGCAGGGGCAAGCGCAGGGGCAGGCGGCGGCGACGGUGGUGCUGACGCCUGCAGGCAGCUUGGCGCCGGGGGUGGUGGCGCUGGCUGCACCCGCGGGGGCGGCGGGAGCGGGAGGAGGCGAUCUGGGUCACGGCGGGCUGCUGCUUCAACACCACCAGCACCAGCAACACCAGCAUAGCUCACAGCAGCCUCAGCAGUUCACCGAUGCCUCAUCACACCAUCAGCACGCCGACUACCAACACCACCAGCAGCAGCAGCAAGGGCAGCAGCACCAGCAUAUAGCAGGAGCGCAACAACAACAGCAGCAGCAGCAAGCACACCUGAGCCUACACCAGCAGCAACUGUAUCAGCAGCAGCAACAACAGCAGCAGCCCUGUGCUGCCGCUGGUGGGAUUUGCGGUGGCGAUGUGGCAGCGGGUGCGGGUGCGGGCGGGCUGGAGGCCAGCGGUGGUGCUGCUGGUGCGGGUGGUGCUGCUGGUGGUCUUGACAUCGCGGGAGAGCUCAAGCAGUUCACGGACCGGUUGCUUCAGCUGCAGCAGCAACAACAACUCCUGCAGCAGCAGCAGCGGGAGGCGGCAGCCCAGUCCGGCUCCCCCUCCUCCGCCUCCUCCCCCUCCGCCUCCAACGGCACCCCCACCGCCAUCAUGCUGCCCCCCUCCCAUAUCGACAUGUUGUCCAACCUGGUGUUACAGAGCAACGCAGCCAUCAACCGCUACCUGCUGGAGCGGCAGCAGCUGCACAAGGACCUGGCCAUGCUAAAAAAACACAAGGAGUGGGCUGACAGCCGCAUCAGCGACCUGAUAAAGAAGGCCUGUGAGGCCGACAAGCCCUUUGCGGAGGAGGUGCGCGGGCUGCGCGAGGAGGUGAAGAGGCUGCGGGCGGACAAGGAGGCGCUGGAGGCUCGCUGCAUGGAGGUGGAGGGUGCGCUGGAGGGUCUCAAGGAGAGUGUGUACGACAAGGACGGCGCCCGGCGGCGCGCCGAGACGCAGCUGCAGUCGCUGGAGGCGGAGGUGCGGGGCGCGGCGCUGCGGGAGGCGGAGCUGCACCGGGAGCUGCAGCAGGCGCAGCAGCAGCUGAAGCAAGCCGCCAAGCGCGCCUCCACGGUUGAGCGCCAGAAGACCCGACUAGCGGAGGAGCGGGCGGCGGAGGCGGCGGCAGCGGCGGAGCGGGGGCGCGAGGUGGAGCGACUGACGGGGGCACUGCGGGCGGCGGAGAAGCUGGCGAGGGAGCGGGGGGAGGCGGCGGAGGCGGAGCGGGAAGCCAGGGCAAAGGAACUGAGAUCUGCCGACCUAUCCGCCCAGACCUGUGAGGCCCUCCGCGCCAGCCUAGAGGCCGAGCUAGAGCGAGCCCGCCAGCAGACGACUCAGCUGCAGCAGCGGUACGAGGAACUGCAAGCGGCGGCGGAGGCGGCGGAGCAGGAGCGGCAGCAGGCGCGCAGCGACGCGGCGGCGGCGGAGGCGGCGGCCGCAGCGGCGCGGGCGGAGGUGGAGGCGGCACGUGCGGAGGCGGAGGCGGCGAGGAAGGAGGCAGCGGCGGCGCAAGCAGCUGCAGCCGAAGCGGUGACCGCUGCUGCUGCUGCUGGCAACAAUGGCACAUCCGCCGCACAAGGGCCGCUUGGUGUGCCAGAUUCGGAUGUUGCUGCUGCCGCGCCGGCCGGAGCAAGUCAGGUGCAGGGGCUGGGGCUGAGCCACGCUUGCUCGCUGUCACGACCGGCUUCGGAAUCUCUGAGCGACGGCCGACCCAGCGGCAGCAGCGGUGGCGGCAGCGGGGGUCUGGGUCAGCCGCAGCCCCUGGCUCCCGGCAAGGCCGCACCACCGCUUGGAGGCCGCACUCGCAGUCCUAGCCCGCCGGCCGGCGGUAGCAGCAGCAGCACCGCGGCGGGCAGCAGCAGCAUGUGGGGUAACGGCCAUUACUGCGCCCCGGAUUUCCUGGGCCUGUCGCUGGGGCCGCAGCAGCCCGGCGGCGGUGCUGCCUCAAUGGGCAUGGGGCUGGGGUUGGGUCUGGGGGGUGCGGCUGGAGUGCUGGGGCCGGCGGGACAGCCGCAGCAGGCGCACAGCAGCAACGGCACAGCAGGACCAGGGGGCCUGUCGGGCGGCGGGCCGGGACAGGCGGCUGCAGCAGCAGCGGCCGCAGCGAUGGGUGGCGGUGGUGGCAUGGGUGUAGGGGUUAAUGCAGUGGGUAUCAUGGGCGGAGCGAUGGGUUCCGCGCUGCCGCCCCGCCCGCUACAGCUGGGGAUAAUGGGUCGGCCGCAGCAGGCCGGGGGCCAAGCGGCUCCUCCUGGCUCGACGGCGGCGGCUGCAGCGGCGGCGGCGGCCGCCCAGGUAGCGGCGGCGGCGGAGGCGAGUAAGACGGCCGCGGCGGCGGCUGCUGCAGCGGCGGUGGUGGGCGGCAGUCAGGAGGGAGGGAUGUUGGGAGGCGGCGGAGGCGGCAGGGGGCGGUUGCUGGGCUACGGUGGCGGCUCAGGUGCGGGCGGUCCAGCGGGCGGAGGUGGCGCAGCUAAUGGCGGUGGUGUUGCAGGGAUGAUGGCGCGUAACGGCAGCAACGGCCUCGGCUUGCACCCCCACCACCAGCAGCAGCAGCAGCUGGCCACGCUUGGCGGCAUGCAGGCACCCGGAGGAGGUGGAGGGGGAGGAGGUGGUGGGCUGUUUUCGACAGCGGAGAGCGCCGCCGCUGCCGCCUCCCGCAGCAGUCUGUCGGUGCUGCCCAUGCCGCUGGGGCUGGGCGAGGGGGGUGCGUUCGAGCUGGGCUUGGAGCGCCCUGACCUCACUUACCAGCACCAGCAGCAACAACUUCACCAGCAGCAGCAGCAACUCCAGCAGCAGCAGCACCAGCAGCAGCAACAACAACUCAUGGCCCUCGCACAGGCCCAGGCACAGGCGCGCGCCCAGGCGCACGCACGCAACCAGCUACUCGCUAGCAGCGGUCCUGGCAGCGGUCCCGGAGGUGGAGGCGGCGGAGGUCCCAUGGGGCCAGGAGGCCAGGGAGGGCUGCUGGCUGGGCUGGGGCGGCUGGGCGGCGGAGUGGGUGUGGUUGGGUCGCAGGCGGGCGCUGGCAUGGCGUCUCAGCAUGCAGGGGGCGGCAUGGGACUGGGGGGGCCGCAGCUGCUGGGUGGUGCUGCGGGCGGUGUUGCUGGG